CCACGAUAACGAAAGAGGGAUGUGAUGUGUAUUUACCAUCAACAUUGCCGAGACAUUCGCGGGCAAAGACAACAAGCUCAUUGGGGCAAAGCACAGAACAAGACAUGUUGCGACACGGUCUGCUGACCUCUUUAUUUGGAGUGGGCGUAUUGGGCGUACUGGGCCAGGAGUGUCCAGUGGGCAAAUAUGGAGAACACUGUCAACUGAACUGCAGCCGUUCCUGUUUCCCCCAUUCCGGCCAGGAUGUGCACUGUGACAGACACAGUGGUAGAUGCUCUGAGGGAUGCGUGGCUGGACGGUUUGGUGCUCAGUGCCAACUCCCCUGCAGCAGGAACUGCCGGGGACACAUCUGCAAUCACCAGACCGGCCAGUGCACCCAGGGCUGUACAGGACACAAUACGGGGGAUUUCUGUGAAAUACACCAAGAAAAUGAUCAGAAAGGUAAUGACAACGGGAGGUCUGUAAAUAAGACGGCUGAGUGGAGAAGAUCAGAACAGACUGCACCAACACCAAUGGUUGCGAUACUUGUCCCUGUGUUCGUCACAAUCUUUCUGAUAAUCGGCGUCAUCGUCACAGUGAUUGUCUACAGAAGACACAGAAAAGCAAGAAGAGGACAAACAAGUUCGGCUGAUGGACCCGUCCCUGACGGAGAGACUUUACUUCCAGGAGAACAAUGCAGUAUGGACACCAGGCUGAGUAGUGCUUGUCAUAAGGGAGAUCUAAGCCUGGUUAAACAGAUGUUAUCUGAGAGCCCCGAGGACAUCAACAAGCGCGGCCAGUGCGGGAGGACAUCCGUGAUGGCGGCAGUGUACCGAGGACAUACACACAUAGUGAAGUUACUUGUGAGUCGUGGAGGCGACCUGUCCCUCGUUGAUGAUAAUGGCGACAACAUCCUUCACUUGGCGUGUGGUGGAGGCCAUGAGAGCACGGUGAGGUAUCUCCUGUCACAGGACGUUCCAGACAUCAACAGCAGAGGCCAGAAGGGAAAGACUCCCGUCAUGACGGCAGCCUACAUCGGGUAUAAAGAAAUGUUUGACUUACUUGUUUUAAAAGGCGCUGAUGUGUCACUCGUGGACAAUGACGGCAAUAACAUCCUCCACCAUGCUUGUAAGGGCGGGGAUGUACAGAUAGUGAAGUAUGUCCUCUCGCAGGACAAGGUGAACAUCAGCACAAAGAACAAUGCUGGGCAAACAGCAGCCAUGAUAGCGAAACACCACGGCCAUAAUUCACUGUGCAGUCUUCUGUUAUGAGCCGGUCACGUGGGCGACUUGAGUAUGAUGCUGUAUCGGACAUUCUAGACAUGGUGUAUACAACAGUGCAAUACAACAGUGCAAUACAACGAUGUACAACAACAUACACGUCAUUGUUAUACAUGUGUGCAUCCGAGUAGAACACAGACAGGUCUCACAUGACACAGGGAAAAAGGACAGCUGAUUUCUGCCGAUUUGAAUCAUGCAUUUCCAGAACCAAUUGUGGUUCACUUUAUUCUACGAAUACUCAUUACCCCAAAUUACAAAUAUUGAACAUUUGGGGGAUUUAUAAAAUCGGGAAAUACAAUGUUGAAGAAAUGUUUAGACACCCUAUCUAAUAAUAACAACGAAUAAAUCGAUUUUUUAAUAUUUCUUUUCAUCUUUCAUCUUUUCAUCGCAAGUCGCCCUUAACAAUUGUAUUUAUUGAUGUUUCCCAGACAUGUGUUUUGCUUAAUAAAUCGGGAUCAAGUUUUAUUUUAAAUUUGAAUGCGGUUGUGUCUCAGAAGACGGUAUUAUAUCUGCUAAUGUCUGCAAAACUUCCUAAAUUCCAUUUAAUAUUUCUCAAUUCAGGGAAUCAUUAAUUAAGAUUUAAGUCGGUACAGUUCAGUCAUAGUGUGAUUUUGUGAGGGAGGCUUGUUUGUGGCUGAGCACAUGACAAAUAAAGAAUACAAAACUU
Messenger RNA from Haliotis rufescens (red abalone), 1926 nucleotides. Its product is annotated as palmitoyltransferase AKR1-like. Gene Ontology annotation, molecular function: protein binding. NCBI's taxonomy places the organism in Eukaryota, Metazoa, Mollusca, Gastropoda, Lepetellida, Haliotidae. Bases 105 to 1250 code for a protein of 381 amino acids. The transcript has 8 exons. The record is from RefSeq and is a predicted model, not a curated record.